AUGUCGGCAGCAGCAGGUACAACCCGCAAGCUCAAGGUGCUCAUGGCACACGGCUAUACCAGCAACAAGUUCCAAUUUCAUAAAAGAUCUGGUGCUAUCCGCAAAGCAUGCCGUGACGUGGCCGACUUCAUCUUUAUCAACGGUCCGCUAAUUGUACAGCCUAUCACAUGGGCUGGUGACCUCGAUACCCCCGACGCCGAAGAAGGCAAAGUCAUCGACGAAAACACGCCAAUCGAGGAGCAGCCAAGAGCAUGGUGGAGGGCUGAUGACGAUGGAAACUACCUGGAUUGGGACAAGUCGGUCGACUACAUCAACGAGGUUCUGAAGACGGAAGGACCUUUCGAUGGCAUUGUAGGGUUCUCGCAAGGAGGCUGUCUUGCAGGUAUUCUGGCGAGUGCCUUCGAAAAGCCAGAGCGAAUGCCUGGUUUGAAGCUGCCAAAAGAGCAAGGUGCUUUCAAGUUUGCCGUGGCGGUCUCGGGUUUCAGGAGCAGAGAUCAAUUGCACCAGAAGCUCUUCGAGACGCCGAUCGAGACCCCUGUCCUGCACGUACUUGGAAGGGCUGAUCAGAUCGUCGAGUUGGAGCGCUCGCAGACGCUCGUAGACGUUUGCAAGAACUCGAGGGUGGAGCUUCACGACGGUGGACACUCGUUGCCUUCUCAGGCUCCUUGGCGCAACUUCUUCCGCGACUUCUUUAGCACCUUCACUUCGGACCCUUACGUCCCCAACGAUGAGUGGAAGAAGAUCCCUGGCCCAUCCGAGCGUCCACGCGGCGAGACACCCGCCGGAUCUGGCACCGUCACUCCAACGCGCGAAGCAGCCACCGAGGCAGCGACAAACUCUUCAGCAGUGACCACAGCAUCAGACGCAGGUGAGCGAGACAUCGAUCCAUCGAAUCCUGCACGAUCCGUUCCUAAGAAGAAAGCCAAUUCGCCUUUCCUGGUGCAUCAGAAGUGGAAACAAGAGCAGGAGCUGAGAAGAAGGAAGGCGGAAGAACAAGGCUCUAACGGUGGAAGCGGGAAGAGCAAAGGUAGGAGCCGAAGCCUAGAAGAGCCGACGACCGAUUUGAACGGUCCGGUAAGGAUCAUCAUGAAGCUGUUUAGAUUCUUGAUCAUGGCAACCGCAGCGGUGAUGGUGGCGGGUUUCUUCAUUGCUGGUGAUCCGCUGUGGGGUUACCGAGGCAAGUAUACGAGGUUGAGGACGUAUAUGCCUUAUCGAGAGAAGAUCUUUUCGCUACCAGAACUCGCCAUGUACAAUGGUCGCGACCCUAAGAAGCCUGUCUAUAUUGCCAUCCUCGGCGAUGUCUACGACGUUUCAGCUGGACGACACAUCUACGGUCCCGGUGGAUACUAUUCUUUCUUCAGUGGCAAGGAUGCCAGCCGAGCCUAUGUGACAGGAUGCUUCAAGACCCACCUUACCUACGACGUGCGAGACUUUGGUGACAAGCAGAUGAACGAUCUGGUUUCAUGGCGUGACUUUUACGCAAACCACGACAAGUACUACAAGGUUGGAAGGGUGGUUUUGCCACCCAUUGAUCCUAGUGUACCUGUGCCGGAACCGUGUAAAGAAUCCGUCGGGCAGAAGACAUAG
This is a messenger RNA of Ustilago hordei, 1587 nucleotides long. RefSeq lists its product as uncharacterized. The transcript is spliced from 5 exons. Gene Ontology annotation, cellular component: nucleus; cytoplasm. The coding region runs from base 1 to 1587 and encodes 528 amino acids. The record is from RefSeq and is a predicted model, not a curated record. NCBI's taxonomy places the organism in Eukaryota, Fungi, Basidiomycota, Ustilaginomycetes, Ustilaginales, Ustilaginaceae.